GCAUACGUCACUAGAAAGCGCCCACUUCCGACGCAAAUUGCUUGGUUUGUUGUGAGGUGGUUGUGGCUAGCAGCCAAGCUACCUUCAAAAUGACAAAAUUACAAUUUCUAAAUGUCUUUUUGACUGAGCGUUUGAUGUUGGCUGCACAAGAGAUAUAUAAAGCGGUGGAAGACACAAUAUUAGAGUACCAGGAAGAAAUAAUCCGAGAAAAAAGGGAGAACGAUCAACUGAGACGCAAGCUUAUCGAGGCAGGGACUGAGACAUGGCCGGAAGGGCCAUCCUAUGAGUGUGAGGAGCAAGAAAGGGGAUUCAGUGAGGAGAAAGUGGAACCAGAACCUACAGAGACAACAGGAAAAGAAGCCUGCACAACUAAGGGGGGGAAGCCACUCCGUGUCCAGUCUCACACGUCAAUUGCUUCUACCAGAAAUGCUAACUAUGAUCCAAACUCUCCUCAGUCUACCUCACACCAUCUGCAAAGCCUCUCUCAAGAAGGGAGCAGGGACCUAGUGGCAAACUCGGCAUAUAAACAUGUCAAAACAGAGACUGAAGGACUGUCCUCAGCAACUCCCACUGACAGCCCAGGUGGCGAUACGAGUCUGAAUCUGGAUUGUUCUUCGGCUCAGAGUGACACCUGUGUAAGUAUGAUAGGUUUAGAAGGUGACAUUGGACUACUGUCUGGGUUUGAGGCCCUUCAGAUUCCUCACUCUGAGCAUUUUCUGCAAACACAUGACUCGUCGUUGCGAUGCACGGUGUGUGGGAAGUCCUGUAGACAUCUCGGCCACUUGAACGCCCAUGCACGUGUCCACACCAAAGAGAAGCCCUUUCUCUGCGGCCUGUGUGGUAAAGCAUUCAGCUCCUCUGGGAGACUGAAAGGCCAUCAGCGCAUUCACACGGGGGAGAAACCAUACCAGUGCCACUUCUGCCGGAAGCGGUUUAACCAAACAGCCCAUCUCAAAGUACACCUCAGGGUUCACACUGGAGAGAAACCCUUCAGCUGCCCCGUGUGUGGGAAGAGCUUCAGCCAGUCCAACAAAGUGAAACGUCACCUCGUAACUCACUCCAGGGACAGGACGUAGCUUCUUUAUUUGCAAAGAGGGUCACUUUAUAAAGUGAUACACUUUAUACAUAUGUAUGCUCAAUGUUUUUCUUUGCUGAUCAGGAACAUUUUUUGUCAAAUAAAUUAGGCCCCCAAAAAAAGAGAUGUGGUUAGUGGAGUAUUUAUUGUGCAUGAGGGGAUGACAUCACCUCUCAUGAGUGAGUUGCUGUGGGUGGACUAGCUGGUUGUUGUAAACAGAAUGUUUGUUUUUGGCACGGUCCUUUAUCAUGGUUUAUAUUUUUUUAAAUAAAUGCUGAAAUUGAGCAAACGUGUUUUUAUUUUUUGGUUGCUUGAAUGGAUUAAUGGUUGGUGAAGUGCAGCUACCCAAAAGAUUUUGUUUACAAUUUUUGAUUAUAUACAGACAUGCUCAAAUUUGUUGGUACCCUUACAGCUCACUGAA
Molecule: messenger RNA, 1496 nt
Organism: Osmerus eperlanus (European smelt)
Lineage: Eukaryota; Metazoa; Chordata; Actinopteri; Osmeriformes; Osmeridae
Product: zinc finger protein 32-like
Exons: 2
Coding region: 90-1076 (328 amino acids)
Biological process (GO): regulation of transcription by RNA polymerase II
Molecular function (GO): DNA-binding transcription factor activity, RNA polymerase II-specific; RNA polymerase II cis-regulatory region sequence-specific DNA binding
Source: RefSeq, a predicted model, not a curated record